Amaranthus tricolor (Joseph's coat) is the source of this 1334-nucleotide messenger RNA. Its product is annotated as universal stress protein PHOS32-like. The transcript has 3 exons. Lineage: Eukaryota; Viridiplantae; Streptophyta; Magnoliopsida; Caryophyllales; Amaranthaceae. Bases 161 to 844 code for a protein of 227 amino acids. The record is from RefSeq and is a predicted model, not a curated record.
ACAUUAUCCGUUCUAUUAUUGUUGUUCCAUUUCCAAUUUCCAUCAAAAGUCAAACAUACCCGUAAUAAUAAUUCCCCUAAAUCAACAUCUCCUGCGUCCUGUCUCUGUUCAGAUCACCCUUAACCAUCUCUCUCUAUCAUCCCUAUCUUUUUCUUCAACAAUGACUUCUCCACAAUCAAAACCCAAUUUAGACCGCCCCAUUGCUAUUGAAAUCCAACCUUCAUCUCCUCGUUACCCCACCAAUACUGACACUUCUCAUCGCAAAAUCGCUAUACCCGUUGAUCUUAGCGAUGAGAGUGCUUUUGCUGUUAAAUGGGCUGUCCAGAACUACCUCCGACCCGGAGAUUCGGUUACUUUGGUCCAUGUCCGACCCACUUCUGUCCUUUAUGGGGCCGAUUGGGGGUCCACCCAUUUCUCUACUUCGAGUGAAGACCCUAAUGAUGAUUCUGAACAGCGGAAGAAAAAGCUGGAAGAUGAUUUUGAUAGCUUUACUUCUGGGAAGAUUAGCGAGAUAGCGCAACCAUUGGUUGAUGGAAAAAUCCCAUUUAAGGUUCAUAUUGUAAAAGAUCAUGAUAUGAAGGAAAGAUUGUGUUUGGAAAUUGAAAGGUUAGGGAUGAGUGUUGUGAUAAUGGGGAGUAGAGGAUUUGGGGCUUCUAGAAGAAGUAGUAAAGGAAGGCUUGGAAGUGUUAGUGAUUAUUGUGUUCAUCAUUGUGUUUGUCCUGUUGUGGUUGUUAGGUAUCCUGAAGAGAAAGAUGUUCAAGGGGAUGUUGGAUCUUUGCAUCCUGUUCCUGAAGAAGAUUCUGGAUUACAUGAUGAUCAACAAGAACACUUGCACAAAGAUUAAGUGAACGUUUCGUGUUGCUGUGGAAAAUCUGUAAUGAGUCAAAGCAUGUUCAUCCAGCUGAAGCUCGGUCUUUCGUCCUUUUAAAAUGACUGAAGCUUAAUGUAAUUUGUGAUGAUUCCAUUGCGUUUUGGAUUUGGAUUUGAAUUUGGUUUAAAAUUGUGAAGUUAUUGUUAUGUUGGUGUGCAUCUUGUUCAAGUUUGAAAUCUUUCAAAAUUGCUCUCUUUGGAACUUGUCCUGUUUCACUUCUUUGUUGUCAAAUUCGGUUUAUGAAGUGGCAAAUUCAGAUUCAGAUUCUCAGUUACUCCUUUUUUUUUUUAUUUUUUUUUUAUUUUUAAAUUUUAGUGUAACGGCUGAUGUAAUUAAUUAAUAAUAAUGGAAAGUUUUUGAUGCAUAAUUAAAUCAAGAACAUUCAUAUUGUUCAAGGAUUAAAAAUGUGUAAAAUCAAAUAAUAUUCCUCUGAUUAUUUUUUUUCGUUGACAUUUGCAUUAUU